AUGAAUGAUAAUGUAAUAUGCAAUACGCUUUAUUUUCUCUAAAAAUGCUAGCUUCUUUUAAGUCAAGUAGAAGGUCAUUAAGAAUGGAUCAAUGAAAUAAAUUAGUGUCAGAAGGAAUUAGAACUCCAUAAAGCCAAUCACCCUCUCUAUGAACAAUGCCUGAUCUUCAUUACUGACAAGAUCAUACACCCAUUUUUGUAAGACCUAGACAUUCUGUUUAAUUGUCAAGAUGUCGUUAAGGAAAUAAAAAAAUAUGAAUUGAAUUUUAACUACGUAAUCAAGAGGCUAUCAUUGAUAAGAGAGUUCAUCCCAAAUGUGGUGAAGGCUUAAACUGAUGAGGAAUGGAUUUAAUUAAAUCGACAUAUAGAAUAUGUUAAUUUAGAUGAUCCACUAUCGUUGUCUAAAUAAUUCGAUCAGUUUUAUGAUUAUAUAGCUCUGGGAGCAGCCUACUGUACGUUGGGUACAAAGUACUCAAAUUCAUUGAUAAGUUUGAUUGUUCAGAAUGUGGGAGGGGCUGUUAUGUUAGUCAAGAAAUAGACAGCAAGAGAUAUCAAGACCAAGGAAAUCACAAAUCCAUCACUCUCAUUUGUUAAGGGUUUAUGGAGUAUUCAAAACAACUCAGCAUUUUUCAAGAAUUUUAUGAAACUGACUAAUUGUAAGGUGAAAUCGCACUUUAAAAUUCAUGUGCCCUUUUUGUUCGAAGACUAACAAUUUAAAUACCAUCAUGACAAUAAUACCUAUGUUUAAGAGAAGUUUAAGGGCUUCAAAAUGGUAGAUGAUCUAUUCAAUAAACUUUAAGCCAAUGAGUUAUCAUUGAAAUAAAAAUAAUAAAAAAUAAAAGUGAGGAUUAUUUCAGCAAAUAAAGUAAUUUUAAACAAAAAAGUCGAUUAUUCCUAAUUGGUUUAGAAAGUUGUCGAAGUAAGUUCAGAGCAUUAUUAAAUAAGCUCUGUUAUUUAAUAGAACAAUAAGAAUGCUAAUAUCAAAAAGGUAGUCCUACAUAUUCAUGGUGGAGGAUGGGUAGCCAUGUCUUCAUUUAGUCAUCAAUCUUAUACAAGGAAAUGGGCAAAUUAUUUAGGAGAUGAUACUAUAAUAUUCUCAAUUGAUUAUAGAUUGGCUCCUGAAUAUAGAUACCCAUAUGCUUUGGAGGAUGUAUGGCAAUUAUACUUAUGGAUCAUCAAUUUCAGUCAGUUCUAUCUUAACAUCACAGUCGAUUAAAUAAUUUUAGCAGGAGACUCUGCAGGUGGUAAUAUGGCUUUGGGUGUUUGUUUCAGAGCAAUCAAAUAUGGGGUCAGAAUUCCUGAUGGAUUGUUGAUGGCUUAUCCAGCUGUCAAUUUGGAUUUUACUUAAUUCAACCCUUACUUAUUAUAAGGCUUGAUUGAUUAAGUGGCUCCAGCUACAGUGUUAAAAUUAGCAUUACAUGAGUACUUGAAGGAUACAAAUGCAACACCUAAUGUUGAUCCCUACUUAAGUCCAUUGAUAGCUGAGGAUUCAUUUUUACAACACUUACCUAAAAUGACAAUCAUGUGUGGUGAAUUGGAUAGUCUCACUGGAGAUACUAUAAAAUUUGUAAAUAGAUUAAGAAAGUUGAAUAAGUAAUUUAGGAUGAUCAUAUAUAAUGGGAUAAAUCAUGGAUUUUUGAAUUUUGAAGUGCCUAUCUUUGCAGUGCCUGCUAUAAAACCAUUAAUCGAAAGUAGCUGUGAUUUAUUAAAGCAGUUGUUUAAUUAAUGA
Molecule: messenger RNA, 1728 nt
Organism: Paramecium tetraurelia
Lineage: Eukaryota; Ciliophora; Oligohymenophorea; Peniculida; Parameciidae
Exons: 5
Biological process (GO): triglyceride catabolic process
Cellular component (GO): cytosol
Molecular function (GO): sterol ester esterase activity; triacylglycerol lipase activity
Source: RefSeq, a predicted model, not a curated record